GUAUGCAUAUUCAAAGUCCUUAGGCAAGUACCAGAGGUUCAGAAAUAGACCCUCACUAUCAAUAUAGAAAAGUGGUGUCUAUGAACUCCAACUGUUCAAAUAGACUCCAAAUCUGAAAUCAGGACAAAAUUCUAAGUCAUAAAUAACGCCCUUCGAAUGGUUAAAAACUGGUCUGAUCAAGAUUUUUUUUAAAAAGUCAAUCCACUGGUCAAAAGUAAAAAUCAAAGUCAACCUUCGACCAAAUUGGAAUUGUUAGUAUAAAAUAAUAAUGAGUUUUAAGUUAAUGGAUGAUAACUUAAUAAAAUUUAAAAAAUCUUAAAAAUUAAAUAUAUUCUAGGACAAAAAACAGUUGUCAAGUUUUCAAUUCUUCUUUUAUAUAUUAUUUUUCAAUUUCCAACAACAAAUCUUCUUUUCUUUCAGUUUCCAGUUUUAUCAUUUAUAUAUUCCACAAUUCCAUAAACUUUUAGCACAUUCCAUUUAUAGUUUUGAUCCAGAAUUUCCAUUUUUCUUUUCUUGAGCCCAAACUUGGAUAGCUUGAAAUUAAAUGCUGAAAAUGCAAACUUUUUUGUUGAUCACUCCAACUCUUUAUAAACACAGUAUCUCUGCGUUUCUAAACUCUUCAUCCUCGUCCAAACAGAAAAUGGCGUCUCUGUAUAAUCAAGCACCUUCUGUAUCAGCAAUUUUCUCCCUCUACACAUCAUUCUCUGCAAUAAUGAUGCUUUUCCGCACAAUCUUCAACGACAUUGUGCCUAAGCGAAUCCAAGAUCACAUCACUGGGAAAGUUGUAGACUUCUUCUUCUCCUCUUACCUUCCGUCGAGGUUCACUUUUGUGAUCGAGAAAGAAUGGGACUCGGUUGAGAACAUAACUUUCCGUGCGGCUGAAGUUUACUUGCCAACACUUCUAUCAGGACUCUCCACCGGAAAUAUCGUUGUGGGUUCGAGUAAUCUAAAGAAUCCAGAGGCUCAGCCGAAACUAGGGAUCCCUAUAGAUAUAAAUAUCACCGACGAGUUUGAAGGGAUUCAUCUUGAGUGGACUCUACACUCUGUUGAAACUAAGAAUUCUCCCUACGAGAAACGGUUCUUUCAUCUGACAUGUGAGAAGGAGUUUCGUAAGAAGAUAAUGACAGAAUACUUCACAUACUUGACGAAAUCGGCAGACAACAUACUGCGCGAGAGUCUCAAGAUCUACACUUACGACAGGCAAAAUUCAUGCUGGUUGUCCACCAUUUUCGAGCACCACACGACCUUCGAUACCCUAGCCAUUGAGUCGCACCUCAAGACCAGGAUAAUCGACGAUCUUGAUGCGUACUCUCAAGGAAAAGACUUCUUCAAAAGCGUGGGACGUGCCUGGAAGCGUGGAUAUCUUCUUUACGGUCCACCGGGUACUGGAAAAUCCUCCAUGGUGGCUGCUAUUGCUAACUACAUGAAGUACGAUAUCUAUGAUCUCCAGCUUCAAAGCGUUAGAGACGAUGGUGAGUUGCGGAAGAUUCUCACCUCCAUCCCGAACCGGUCAAUUCUUCUCAUUGAAGACAUUGAUUGUGGAUCUGGUGCUUCUUGUAAAUGCCAGAUCAAGGAAACGAAAGAAGAUUGUGAGCGGGUAUCUUUGUCUGGUCUGUUGAACUUCGUAGACGGGCUUUGGUCGAGCUGCGGAGAAGGAAGAAUUAUAAUUUUCACAACCAACCACAAGGGGGAGCUCAAUCCAGCGUUACUGAGGCCAGGAAGGAUGGACAUUCACAUUCUCAUGGGUUAUUGCACACCCUUUGUGUUCAAGAAGCUUGUCGCUUUGUACCUCAAGAUUGAUGACCAUGUCCUGUUUGAUCCCAUUGAGAAGCUCGUCCUUAAGGUGAGUGUAACUCCGGCUGAAGUCACACAGCAGCUCAUGAUGACUAAGAAUGCUGAUAUUGCACUCAAAGGUCUCCUCGAAUUAUUGGAAGCGAAGACAAUGAAAGAGGAAGAAGAUACCAUAGAGAUUGAAGAUGGUGAUACUAGGAAGCUGAACCAGAUGAAGAAAGAUAAGUAGAUAUCUAGUGCCAUUGAUUAUGUAUUGAAGACUACUUAGAAGUAACUCAGUAUUUCAGUUCCUUUGAGAAAUAAAAACCAUUUCUUAAGACA
Molecule: messenger RNA, 2112 nt
Organism: Brassica napus (rape)
Lineage: Eukaryota; Viridiplantae; Streptophyta; Magnoliopsida; Brassicales; Brassicaceae
Product: AAA-ATPase At1g43910-like
Exons: 3
Coding region: 545-2020 (491 amino acids)
Molecular function (GO): ATP binding; ATP hydrolysis activity
Source: RefSeq, a predicted model, not a curated record